AGAGGACCCUUUUAUCUCCACCUCAGCGGAACGCCAUGUCCUACUUCCCACAGGCAUGGCAGCCCAGAAUGGAUUUGGAGCAGGUUUUGGAGGGGGCAGAAAACCCCACAAGCCAGGAUAUGGGAACGGAAAUGGACUGGAUGCCCUGCCAGGAGUAGGUGGGAAGUCUCAGAAGCCAGGCCCUGCUACUCAAAAUGGCUAUGGACAAGACUAUGGAACAGACAUGAAGUCCCAGAAGCCAGGAUUUCGGAAUGGGCAUGGGCUUGGAGUCCAGCUGGGGUACAGAAAUGGGCUGGGAGCUAGAGUCUUCCAAGGUCAAGGAGCACAGCCAGGGUACAUGCCAGAGAACAGGCUGGGGAUGGGGAUCCCGCCAGGCCUGGGAGGGGGAAUGAAACCUCCAAAGACAGGCAAGUGA
Peromyscus leucopus (white-footed mouse) is the source of this 415-nucleotide messenger RNA. Its product is annotated as glycine-rich cell wall structural protein 2-like. Lineage: Eukaryota; Metazoa; Chordata; Mammalia; Rodentia; Cricetidae. Bases 56 to 415 code for a protein of 119 amino acids. The transcript has 10 exons. The record is from RefSeq and is a predicted model, not a curated record.